AUGGGUACAUUUGAAGGAGAUCAUAGCAAAAUAGAUACAACUGUAGAAGGUGUUAGAGGAGCAGCAGGGCCACAAGUACUAAACGGUGAUAAGGGUGUGAUACUGGUUCAAAAGGAGACAAAGGUGAUACAGGUCUAAAAGGAGAUACUGGUGCACCAGGAGGCUAAACGUGACCAAGGAGAUACUCGUGCACAAGGCUUCAAGGGUGAUACUGGUGCACAGGGGCCACUUGGUAAUGGUUGUGCUGGGUCUCAGGGUCCUAAAGGUGUCGAAGGAGAUACUGUAACCCAAGGACCAAAAGGUGAUACCGGUUUUCAGGGUCCAAAAGUUGACAAAGGAGAUACCGGUCCUCAAGGUCCUAGGGGUGAUAAAGCUGACAUUGGUGUUAGAAGUCGAAAAGUUGAUCAAGGGGACACUGGAGCACAAGGACCUAAGGGUGAUGAAGGUGAUACAGGACCACAGAAGCUAUCUGGUUGUGGUGAUUCUGCACACCUUUUAACUGUUUUAUUAUUUCGUGGAACUCAGAUAAUGACAGGUACUUUGUAUAUGAACAGUGAAAAGUUUGUUAUUCUUGGAGAUCUAUCAUGUGCAAGAGAUCCUAAUAAUAAAAAGUAUGUUGACACUACCGGAAACAACACACUGAGUGGCUCUGAGACUUUCCAAGUUGAUAUAAACAUGAAUAACAACGGUAUUAAGAACUUACAU
Messenger RNA from Pocillopora meandrina, 705 nucleotides. The record is from the annotation of a GenBank genome assembly. Lineage: Eukaryota; Metazoa; Cnidaria; Anthozoa; Scleractinia; Pocilloporidae.